Tachysurus vachellii is the source of this 2232-nucleotide messenger RNA. RefSeq names its product hormonally up-regulated neu tumor-associated kinase homolog A. NCBI's taxonomy places the organism in Eukaryota, Metazoa, Chordata, Actinopteri, Siluriformes, Bagridae. The transcript has 10 exons. Bases 1 to 2232 code for a protein of 743 amino acids. Gene Ontology annotation, molecular function: ATP binding; protein serine/threonine kinase activity. The record is from RefSeq and is a predicted model, not a curated record. Gene Ontology annotation, biological process: intracellular signal transduction; protein phosphorylation. Gene Ontology annotation, cellular component: cytoplasm.
AUGCCCACUCCGGUCAAGUCGUCUCUAGAUGGUGUGACAUGUGACUCAGGGGAGUUGGAGCAGGUGGAGCGAGCAGUUCCAACAGGUUUGGGGAAAGUGCCCAGAGAUUUGGUGAGAAACUUCCCACAUACUAAACGUGUAGGAAGCUACCUGGUGGGCAAAAUGAUCAACAAGGGCUCAUUUGCUAAGGUGAUGGAGGGUAUGCACAUCAGCACAGGAGAGAAGGUGGCCAUUAAAGUAAUCGAUAAGAAGAAGGCACGGCAGGAUGCGUACGUGUUGAAAAAUAUGAAACGCGAGCCGAAGAUCCACCAGAUGAUCCGUCACCCUAACAUUGUCCUUCUGCUGGAGACCCUAGAGACCGAGAACUGCUACUAUAUGGCUAUGGAGCUGUGCGCCGGAGGAGACCUGAUGGACAGAAUCUGUGAACGCAAACGUCUGGAGGAGAGAGAGGUCCGCCGAUACACAAGACAGAUCCUGUCCGCUGUCGAUCAUCUGCAUACACAUGGAAUAGUGCACAGAGAUCUGAAAAUUGAGAACUUUCUCCUUGAUGAACAUAACAACAUUAAGAUAGUUGACUUCGGUCUCAGUAACACUCUGAAGCUAGACUCUCUCUCCCUGGAUCUGUUAAGCACUCAGUGUGGAAGUCCUGCAUAUGCUGCCCCAGAGCUUCUUGCACACAGGAAGUAUGGCCCUAAAGUGGACGUAUGGUCUGUGGGUGUGAGUAUGUUUGCCAUGAUGACCGGUACUCUUCCCUUCACUGUAGAGCCAUUCAACAUAAAACAUCUUCAUCAGAAAAUGAUUAAUGGAGAAAUCAACACGAUCCCAUCUGACAUUAGUAAAGGGGCGGUGCAGUUUGUUUUGUCUCUGCUGGAGCCGGACCCGGCGAAGAGACCGAGUGUGAAAGCAGCACUUGAGGAGAACUGGCUUAAUGAGGGCUACAGCACGAGACCCUUACACACUUUGGUCUAUAAGAACAGACUGCAUCCAGAAGAACUCAACUCAGUUGUGUUAAACUACAUGACUGAGGAUCUUGGCUAUGGCAUCUCAGACAUCAUACACACAGUCAUCAACAACAAACCCACCACCAUCUUAGCUACCUACCAACUCCUGCUAAAAAAAAUGAACAGGCACCAAAAAGCAUCCAAGAACAUGAAGAAGCUGGAAUCUAGUGAGUGGAACCUUCGAAACAAGUUUGUGUGGAAUGAGAGGAGCAACACAUCAGAGAGGAGUCAGCAACAGAAGACUGAAAAUGAGACAAGCAAUGAGAGGAGCCAGAGGCAGUCAAGUAAGACACAGAGGAUCCCAUCACAAGAUAGAGAUUUCCUGAGGAAGGCAGAGGAAAUGACUAGACAGAAGCAGUCAAGCUCAGAGCAAAGAACAUCUACUGCUACUAAUCAGCCCAUAGACAUCUUUACCAACCAUGACGUUGCAAGCAACACAGAGACAAGAGAAAGCCUAUUUCCUGAAGUUGCAGUGCUUGGUGAGAAGGAACUUGUUCAUGCAUCACCCCCCAAAUGCCCCUGUAGGGAAGGAAGCAGCUCUAAGCUUUGUAACUGCACUUCUUGUGAUGCUCCAAUCAUUUUAGAAAGUAAGAAAACCUCCAGCAAAACACCAAACAAAGAUCACGAUCUGAGACCAACACACUCCGAGAACUGCUCAAGAGAGGAUCCUGCAUACCGGCAUGAUGACAAAUUGGAAAAGAUACAGAUGUUCUACACUGAGAAAGUGUCAUCACCCAGAAUGCAUCUAGACAGUAAAGCAGGUCAACGUUUUAAAGACCUCCUACUGGCCAUUGAGGAAAAGACCCACACUACCCAUCAACUGAGCACAAUGGAAUCCGCUUUACAAACUUCCCCAUUACCGCGGUUACGUCACAGAACCCUCAAAGACAUUUCACCAAGAAAAGUGGUGUGGGCGGGGCUUAAACAUCACACUGGCCCAUCUACAGGCUCCUCACCUUUUCUGGUAAAUGGUUCAAAACCACCAGUGUUUUUGUCCCAGAGGCAGCAGGCUCUGGUUAUAAAGAGUCUGAGGCACACAAAAGAAAAGAGGAACACUGGACCAGGGGGAGGAAGGACGAUGGGCAUUCCAGAAAACACGGUAAAAACUCAGCACUUUGGGCCGUUAAGGACUAGUCAGCGCAGGGACACAGACCUAAACCUGCCCAUGCUCCCUUCCAACUUCCAUAGCAAGGAAAAGAAAACCGAAUUUCUCAGAUUGGAUUUUGGUUGA